Molecule: messenger RNA, 1329 nt
Organism: Sodiomyces alkalinus F11
Lineage: Eukaryota; Fungi; Ascomycota; Sordariomycetes; Glomerellales; Plectosphaerellaceae
Exons: 1
Coding region: 331-1215 (294 amino acids)
Source: RefSeq, a predicted model, not a curated record
CACGCUUCCAGAGCAUAAGAGGGUUAUGAAGGGAGAAUGGAGAUUAUUUCGAUUUGCCUGGGGAUGAUACGUCCUAGUUGCCUGGAACUCUUUGGUUGUUAAUCCAUGGCAGUCUUGGGUGAGUGAGCCAAGGGGGGCAACUACACGUGCUCCGUACCAUCGAUCUACUCUCUAAGUGUCGAUCCGUAAGGGCAUAUUGGAACGGGGGAACGGGGUUCAAUGGUAGCUGCGUCUUGUCCACUGCAUGAGUGACCACUGGGGUUUUUUUUUCCUUUACUUUGUUCUCUCUCCAUCUCCCCAAGGACUCACCAUUACAGCCUAACAUCGAACAUGGCGGAAAAGUCCCCAUUGCCGCCGCUGUUGCGCAUUCCGCUCGAUAUUCGCAUGCUCAUUUACGAAUACCUACUCGAUGACUGCGGCAACCGGAAUCUCGAAAUACGUCAUCUGCCUCUAGGACAGGGGCAACAAAUAGCACGGUCCAAAAAACGACGCUCCUCCUACCGUAUCAUUGAGCCCUCCCUCCGCAGACGAUGCUAUUACAUGACCUACGCCCUCGCGUGCAACGCCGAGAUGCACACGGCCUUCAUGGCCACAAACCGUCUCCUCCACUCCGAAGCCUCGUGGUUCCUGUACGGCCGGCACACUUUCAGCUUCGACACGGACAUCGAAGCCGUUGAUCCGUUUCUCGGCGACCUGACGCCACCCACUCGUGAACUGGUCCGUUCCAUCGCUGUGCGCAAGCAGAGCGCCGUCCGCUGGCCCGGCAGCGGCAGUGAUCCGAUCGACUGGUCCCAUAUGUGCCGGCACCUCCAGGACGACCUCCCGAAUCUCAGGCAUCUACGCAUCACCGUCGAAGGAGACCUCCCGCCGCCGCCCGCCCUUGAUUCUCACCGGGAGUCUGUGCCGUCAUGGAAGCCAGAGCCACCGCGACCCCUGGAAGUCUCCGACUUCCGCCUCCUGUGUCACAUCAAGCACGACAGCGUCUCUUGGAUCCGCGAUUUGGCCGGGUUCCACAACAAGUCCAAGGGACUCGGAAUGCUCGAGGUGGUGGCCGAUGUACGGCCCACCUCUGUCGCUGCAGAGACGACGGAGGCUAUCGUACACGCCGCCUUGUCGCUUUGCAUCGAGACGGCCUUUGUCGAGUUUCUGAGAUCUGACCUAAGACUUCCUGCGGUCUGUGUCCCGUCGACAUGGCGAAGGGGUGGAAGAUGGUGAUGGAUGAUGGGAGGGCAUGAUUGACGUCAGAGCCAAGUCAUCAUCCCUCAUCCCUUUCGGGAACCCUCCCGGGCCGCCUCCCCUCCUCUCCCAUCGUCACCACAUGCAGCUGCC